AUUUGUGUAAAAUAGAAGCUUCAACAAAUCACCCAAAAAACACAACACCCUCAUUCCUGCUCAUAUCUUCCUGGCAUACCAAUAAAACUUCAUCCACUCUCCAUACCUACAUACUAUACUGCCAUAUAUACAUCAUCAUCAUCAUCACUUUCAUCAUUUGUGAUCUAGGGUUCCUUGAUUUCAAUUAUAAUCUCAAUUUCAGUUUAAGAAGCCUCAUCGUACUUGAAUUAAUUGCUCAGCCUUUUUCAGGAUGGAUAACUUGAGCAACUUCUGGCAGUUGGGUGAUGAGCUUCGAGGAUUGCAAGUCUCUGAUGAACACAAGUGGUCGAUGGCUGCUUCAAAAUUAGCUGAGCAGACUCGUUCGAAGGUUGAACGAAGGAACAAUCUUGAUCUUUAUAAAGGAUCAAACGAAACAAGGCCACGGGAAAACCCUGGUUUUCAGGAAGAUAACAGAUAUGGAAGCCUAAACCUUAACAUGCUAAACAUGGAUAUAAAUAUGAAUGCUAGUGUUGCCAAAAGUUCUAUUGUAAACAGCAUGUACAACAUGAACACUGUCUAUCAGAAAAACAAUCUUAGCAACAUUGGUAAUAUGAAGGUUACCAACUACAACGUCAACAACAACGAAAAAAAUGGCAUGAACAGUGGUAACCACAACAAUAACCAUGACGCCAAUUCAAAUAAUGUUGUUGAUAAGAGGUUUAAGACCUUACCUGCUGCAGAGACACUCCCAAGAAAUGAAGUUCUUGGUGGAUACAUAUUUGUCUGUAAUAAUGACACAAUGCAGGAGGAUUUGAAGCGUCAACUAUUUGGCCUGCCACCAAGAUACAGAGACUCUGUUCGUGCAAUAACACCUGGCUUACCUCUGUUUCUUUACAACUACACUACUCAUCAGUUGCAUGGUAUUUUUGAGGCUUCAGGUUUUGGCGGUUCCAACAUUGAUGCUACUGCAUGGGAAGAUAAAAAGUGCAAAGGUGAAUCGAGGUUUCCAGCUCAAGUUAGGAUCCGUAUCAGAAAAAUCUGCAAGGCAUUGGAGGAAGACGCCUUUAGGCCUGUUUUGCAUCACUAUGAUGGCCCAAAAUUCCGUCUUGAGCUUUCUGUCCCAGAGACACUAGACUUGCUUGAUCUCUGUGAACAAGCCGGCGUGUAGAAGUGUUGAUGUAACAACCAUCAAACAUAACGGUGGUGUAGUAAUGUGAAUGUCUUAGGUUUCAUGUCUGCCUGUGUCCCUCAAUAGAUCUUUUCCGUAAAGCGCAAGCUUAGAGGUGAAGUCUUGUUUGAUCGGUUUGAGCUAUAAAGUGUGCCAAAUAAUAAAUUUAGUGGUGUGUGCAAGUGUGAUUCAAGUAGAUUCACACUCUUAUAUAGCAGUGCAUUCUGAAGACACUUAAUAUGAAGUGUCAAAAGAUGACCACAACUUUGAUGUGUUUGUAUUUUGAAUGAGAAUUGAACUCUAGACUGUAUCUUGUCUUAUGUGCUUUGAGGUAUUUUAGUAGGGCUGUAUGCUUAUAGAAAGGUCACUUGAUUAUAUGUUACAUAAUUGGACAAUGCAUCUCUAAAUAUAUAUCGGUGCUUUAGUAUGAA
Daucus carota subsp. sativus is the source of this 1578-nucleotide messenger RNA. Its product is annotated as B2 protein. The coding region runs from base 251 to 1147 and encodes 298 amino acids. The transcript has 6 exons. NCBI's taxonomy places the organism in Eukaryota, Viridiplantae, Streptophyta, Magnoliopsida, Apiales, Apiaceae. Gene Ontology annotation, biological process: response to endoplasmic reticulum stress. The record is from RefSeq and is a predicted model, not a curated record.